AUGAUCAGUAUUUUUCUCUUUCACUCUCUCAGCCACACUAUAACCCGAAAUUUUCCCUCACUUUCAUUUUCUCAAUCCCCCCAUACCCAUUAUUUUUCUCCCCGUUUCACUCUCUCAAUCCCCCUAUACCCGGUAUUUUUCUUUCAUUUUCAUUCUAACAAUCUCCCUAUACCAGUAUUUAUCUCUCACUUUCACUCUCCCAAUCCCCCUAUACCCAGUAUUUGUCUCUCAUUUUCACUCUCUCAAUCCCCCCAUACGAAUCCCCCGAUACCCAGUACUUUUCUCCCAUUUUCACUCUCUCAAUCCACCUAUACCCAGUAUUUUUCUCUCACUUUCACUCUCUCAAUCCCCCUAUACCCAGUAUUUUUCUCUCACUUCCACUCUCUCAAUCCCCCUAUACCCAGUACUUUUCUCUCAUUUUCACUCUCUCAAUCACCCCCCAUACCCAAUAUUUUUCUCUCAUUUUCACUCUCUCAAUCCCCCCCCCAUAAUUAUUUUAUCUCACUUCCACUCUCUCAAUCCCCCUAUACCCAGUACUUUUCUCUCAUUUUCACUGUCUCAAUCCCCCCCCAGACCCAAUAUUUUCUCUCCUUUCACUCUCUCAAUCCCCCCAUAACCAGUACUUUUCUCUCACUUUCACUCUCUCAAUCCUCCCAUACCCAGUACUUUUCUCUCACUUUCACUCUCUCAAUCGCUCUAUAUCCACUGUUCAAUUCUCUGCCAUUAGACAGUCUGUCUCCAUUACCCGAGUUGGAAAAUGGAGGUGUCCAUUGGGCUGUCAUCGUCGCAGGAUCAAACGGCUGGUACAACUACAGACAUCAGGCUGAUAUUUGCCACGCUUAUCAAAUUCUACACAAAAACGGAAUUCCAGAUGAACGGAUCGUUGUUAUGAUGUACGAUGAUAUCGCCCAUAACGAACAAAAUCCCCACAAGGGCGUCGUAAUUAACCACUUACAUGGAAAAAAUCUUUACAAAGGUGUCCCCAAAGACUACACCGGAAGUGCAGUUACACCAAGCAUGUUCCUUAACAUUCUCCAGGGUAAGAAAGCAGGAUUGGACAAAGUUGGAAGCGGAAAAGUUAUCAACAGUGGACCCAAUGACCACAUCUUUGUUUUUUUUGCUGACCAUGGUGCACCUGGCCUUAUUGCAUUCCCUGAUGAUUACCUCUACGCAUCCAAGUUCCUUGAUGCCCUGAAAAAUAUGCACAAUGAGAAGAAAUAUGCCAAGAUGCUGAUUUAUAUUGAAGCUUGCGAAUCAGGUUCAAUGUUUAAAAAUCUCCCGAAAGACAUAAACAUCUUUGGUGUGACUGCAGCCAAUGGAAACGAGCCAUCAUAUGCCUGCUACUAUGACAGUGAGUUGCAGACUUAUCUUGGUGAUGUCUUCAGUGUCACUUGGAUGGAAAAUUCAGAUAAGGUGUCCUUGAAAAAAACAAGCAUCCUGGAGCAAUAUGAUAUCGUCAAGAAGGAAGUGAACACAAGAAUCUAUCUACCUAUAUGUUUCUCUCUAUGUUUGGUCAAUAUCUACCUGUAUUUUUCUCUCUCCAUCUUUGAUCAAUAUUUGCUUCUCUACCUAUGUUUGUCUCUCUCUCUGUAUUUGCUCAAUAUAUAUCUGUUUCUCUCUCAUCAUCUCUCUCUCCAUCUUUGUUUGGUUAAUAUGUAUGUUUCUCUAUAUGUUUGGCCAAUAACUAGAUGUUUUUUUCCUGUCUUUCUAUCAAUAUCUCUCAUCCCCACCUCUCUCUCUCUGUUUGAUCAAUAUCUCUAUUUGUCUGUCUGUUUCUCUCUCUCUGUGAUUGGUCAAUGUAUCUUAUUCUAUCUCUCUAUGAUUCGUCAAUAUCUGUUUCUCUCUCUCUUUCUGUCUGUGUUUGGUCAAUAUUUGUUUGUCUCUCUCUUACUUUCUAUGUUUGGUCAAUCUCUCUCUCUCUCUAUUUAUCUAUAA
Acanthosepion pharaonis is the source of this 1935-nucleotide messenger RNA. Lineage: Eukaryota; Metazoa; Mollusca; Cephalopoda; Sepiida; Sepiidae. The record is from the annotation of a GenBank genome assembly.